Molecule: messenger RNA, 4185 nt
Organism: Fusarium odoratissimum NRRL 54006
Lineage: Eukaryota; Fungi; Ascomycota; Sordariomycetes; Hypocreales; Nectriaceae
Product: origin recognition complex subunit 2
Exons: 2
Coding region: 77-1810 (577 amino acids)
Biological process (GO): DNA replication
Cellular component (GO): nuclear origin of replication recognition complex; nucleus
Molecular function (GO): DNA replication origin binding
Source: RefSeq, a predicted model, not a curated record
AGAAAUUACAUCAACAAUUACAAAAAGUUGGCUUUCGGGAAACUCAAGUGAUUCCGCCAGCCUCAGCGAUCACAAAAUGCCUCCAAAAAAGGCAGUACCUGAGCCUGAUACUCAACAAGAUCUUCCAAGAUCCUUACGAAAACGAGGGCACCAAGAUCUCGAACCCAUUCCCGAAAGCGACCUCGAAACAUCACCAGUAAAGCGACAACGAAGUGCAGCUCAUCAUUCACCCAAAGCCACCACCGGAACGAAUGGUCAUACAGAAGGAAUCCACCGAGAUGUGAUAGGAGACAGUGAUGCUAGUUCAUCCGAAUCAUUAUCAAGAGUCGACCCAGAUGAAACCCCUAAACCUGCGCCAAAACGACGAGGGAGACCACCAAAGAAGGCUGUGAAUGGCGAAACUCCCACACCGAAAGCAAACCGUACUGCUCUUUUUGAAACGCCAAACAAGAAAACGCCCAUUGCUCUGAAUGGAGCAACACCUGGAGGAGCAGAUAGAUCUGCCAAGCGAAAGAGUACGAGAGCUCUCAUAGAACAUGUUGUUGGCGACGACCUUACGGAUGAGGAGGAAUACGAUGGUCUUGCGCAGCAAAUCUACGAAUCUAGUGAAGAGGAAGAAGCGCUCGAGGGCGACAUUGCCAUUUCCACAGAAGCAUCAGGGGUAGAUGAAGCUGCGACACCUUCGAAAUCGACACCUCGCCGAAAAGCUCAGCGGAAAGCACCAGCUCGGUCUCCGACUCCUCCUCGCGACUUGCCUCCUCACGAAUUAUACUUUGCGCACAACAAACCUGGGCGGGCGAAGACUUCGAAUAAUACUCUGGGAUCACUCGCCCUACUUACACACGACGAAUACUUUACUAUUAUGCGGGAAACUCAGGAUCACCAUGAGGCCGAUAUCGAAUUUUUGGAGAGUCUACAUGCCGAAUCAUUCCCGCAAUGGGCGUUUGAGUUAUCGCAAGGGUUCAGUUUGUGUCUAUAUGGUUAUGGCUCGAAGCGACGUCUCCUGCAUAAGCUUGCCGGUCACUUGUACUCUUCCAUUAGGAAGGAGAAGGGGGACAAGAUUGUUAUAAUCAAUGGUUAUGCCCACAACACCGUUAUGCGCGAGGUAUUGAGCACAAUUGGUGCGGCGGUUGAUCCAAGUCACCGCAUUCCUCUAACGCAACCUGCCGUCAUGGUCCCUGCCAUUCUAUCACACCUCGCCACAACGUCUUCAACAUUGACUCUUGUUGUUAACUCAAUCGAUGCAGCGCCUCUUCGUAAAUCCGGUUCACAGUCUGCUCUAGCGCAACUCGCGGCGCAUCCUCAAAUACGGUUGGUGUGCUCAGCUGAUACACCAGACUUUGCACUACUAUGGGACAUAGGUGUGCGAUCUGCGUUUAAUAUGGUGUUCCACGACUGCACGACCUUUGCCCCAUAUGGUGCCGAGCUGGAUGUUGUGGAUGAGGUACACGAGCUUCUCGGGAGGAAUGCUCACCGAGUCAAUGGUAGAGAAGGUGUUGCGUUUGUUUUACGAAGUUUGCCCGAGAACGCCAAGAAUCUGUUCCGCCUCUUGGUGGGCGAGGUGCUCAUUGCUAUUGAGGAGGAGGGCGACAGCGGCGAUGAGCCAACUGGUGUUGAGUAUCGAAUGGUGUACAACAAGGCCGUGGAAGAGUUCAUCUGCAGUUCCGAGAUGGCUUUCCGAACCUUGCUGAAAGAAUUUCAUGACCACCAAAUAAUCACGAGUAUGAAGGACGCUCUAGGAACAGAGUUGCUGAGCUUGCCGUUUAGAAAAGACGAGCUAGAGGCAAUCCUGGAGGAUCUCAUGUCAUAAUGUAAAACCAGUGUAACAUAUAGAAUCGGAAGCAUAACAAAGGUGCAUGGGCGCUGGUGUCGGGAGAGCAUAAGAUAUCACGAGAGAGUUGAGUUACAUUAUUGUAAUUGAAAAAGGGGUAUAAUUAAAACAUGUAGGGGAAUAAAUACCCUAAAUUGAGACUAUCUUGAAGUCUGUCAUGAACAUUACGUCGUCUAUGCAGCCGUCUGCCAUGUCUUGCUCUCUAUAUCAAGCAUCCGUCUUAAAGAAACCACCGGAACGCCACCUUUGAUGUACUUUUAUAUCAAACACCCAGGCUUUUCACACAUGUCCACAACACCACUGGUACGAUGACGUUGUCGUUCCCGCCAGUAAGAACAGCCUCCGUCAGGCUCGCCAUGGAGGCGCACAUCGCAGCGUUUCGUGUGCCAGCAAUCACUCCAGGCUGUUCACCUGCAGCAGGCCAACCACCGAUUCUCAACCACAUACUAGCGGCACCGAGUCCCAGCAUGACGGCCACAGCGAAGGCGACGCUGCCCUCGAGGCUCUUACCGCCUCCCCAGAACCACUUCCGACGUCCAUAUCGACGACCGAUAAGAGAAGCAGCUGCGUCUCCUAAACCCACGCAGAUAACUCCGGAGACAAGACUGACAUCUCGAGUUGUGACUUCCCAGCCAGAGAGGUAGCCGGAUCCAGAGCGUGGUAGAGAAGCAAGGCCCAGCCAGAGAGGAAUUGCGCACCCAAUUAGAAGAAAUAUGUGCGAGAUGACAACUGGACCACGGAAGUCUCUGCCGUCGACGUAUGGUGCUAGGAAUGAGGCAAUGGGCUUUGAUAGUGGAGGUAGCUGACUUGCUCGCAGAAGAUCCAGGAUCAAGAAGACCGCAAGAAUUAGAGACAGGGCAAGAGCUGCAUACGUGGGAUCGACAAAGGUUGCGGGCAAAAACAUGCCAACCAUCAUAAAGUGGAACACCUUCCGCCGUGUAUCGACCUCAUAGAUGUCCUUCAGACGGAAGACGAUAAUGAGCCCGAGAAUCAAGAUGCCCAUCCAGUAAGUACUCAACAGAAGUCGAGUGUUUGCUUCUCCAAAUUCGUUAUGGCGAACGUGCUGUACCCAACCAGAGUGGCAUUGCUUGUCGUCUGUGGGGUCAAUUCGCGGGGGCAGGCAUAUCCAUCUUUCCAAGUUCAGACUGACAACUUGAUAUCGGAACCAAGACCAGUCGCCGAAGAGAUAUCCCAAAGCCCAACCAAUAGGCUCAUUGCCAUCUAGGGCAUACCAUUGUACAUAAGUUCGAAUGCCACCAAGGAUGAUAGCUAUGAUACUCAAGUAGACGUAUCCAGCAUAGAGCCAUUUCCUCAAAGUCGCUUGCUCUUGAGUAAGCUUGAAGAAGGGCCGAACGGACAUGGAAGUUGCUCGCUUUUUGCGCCCUGAAGGAGUAUGCGUCGCGUUACGUCGAUUCCCAUGAUCAAGGUGUGGUAAGGUAUGUCUCCGUGCAAAAGACCAGUUUCCGAAACCAUCUGCAGCCGUGGGCGAAGAGGGAUCACUAUCAGGUUCUGCUGGGUUCGGGGAGCUUGGUCCAAGGGUUCGAACUCGAGUAGGCUUCUUGAACAAUGGGCCUGCCUCGUCCUCGGAUGAGCCAAUUGUAUCAUACACAGCAUCCUCAUACUCUGGUCUUAAUAAUUCGUGCCUCAGCCGUCGUAGCGAGAAAAUUUGUUUGAAGCUCUUCCAGAGUGGCGGCCGCUGGGAGACUGACACUCUCCGAAAUCUCCAUUUCGGCACUCUGGCCAAAGCAAUUCCCCAGCUUAUGACACGUCCACAAAAGAAUAGGAGAGAAAGACCGCCACCCCACAACAGGGCUUUGAGAAUCAGAACCUGGGGUGAAGAAGCUAGAAGCAAAACGUUGAUAAGUGCGAUUGACAAGAGCUGGAGCUCAGCCGUCAAGAGACUAGUUGUAGUGAGAUAGUGCAAUGUCACACACAAAGUUUGGUGAAGAGGAUACAGUAGAAUAGCUGUUUCUCCUGAAAUAAAAGAUUCCGGGUGCUUGCUUUCGAAGUAUUCACGCUGCUUUGGGCUCCAGAUUAAUGGAAUGCAAGUUAGGCCCCAUGCUAGUACAUCAUAUGUAGCAUAAGGAUCGACCUUGGGAAUAACGCUCUGCGGAAUGGAAGCAAGGCUCAGAAUAAGGUUAGGUAGAAUCGCUGCUGGGUUGCUUGACGAAAUAAGAAGCGAGACAUAUAGAGUAAUCGCCGAAGGGUAUAAUAUGGGAGCGGGGUCGAAGUGCGCAGGAAGCUCGAGGGGUAUUGGGUGAGAUGGUGUCCUGUUACGGUAUGCCCAAGCGACGACUCGGACAGGAUACAAAGCGAGUAGUCCCGCAUAUACAAGACCACAGAGUAGAAUAUCU